Prunus mume (Japanese apricot) is the source of this 2403-nucleotide messenger RNA. NCBI's taxonomy places the organism in Eukaryota, Viridiplantae, Streptophyta, Magnoliopsida, Rosales, Rosaceae. The record is from RefSeq and is a predicted model, not a curated record.
AUCGUUCAUGGAAGGCACAGCAACCGAAGUAUACAUCUAAUCUCGGGAAGCCAUCAAAGAACCCAAAACAACAAUGCUUGUAGCCAGACAAAAAACCAAUCACCAAGAACCCUCCAAAACCCAUGAGCUCCAUCCAAACACUGCUCAAAACCCUCUUCAAGAACCCCAGCACCAUUAAAUCCCAGUCCCAGGCCAAACAGCUCCAUGCCCAAAUCCUCAAAACCAAAGGCCCUUCACCUCCUGACCUGUCCUUUGUGCUCUCUGUUUACUCAAACUUGAACCUCUUACAUGACUCCCUCACUCUCUUCAACACCUUCCAUUCUCCUCCCACCACUCUUGCAUGGAAGUCCAUUAUUAGAUGCUACACUUCCCAUGGCCUCUGCCGCCAUUCCUUGGCUUCCUUUGUAGAAAUGAAGGCUUUUGGCAUAUACCCAGAUCACAAUGUGUUCCCUUCUGUGCUUAAAUCAUGCACAUUGAUUAAGGACUUGAGGUUUGGUGAGUCAGUUCAUGGGUGCAUUGUUCGGUUCGGUAUGGAUUGUGAUUUAUAUACAUGUAAUGCUCUUAUGAAUAUGUACGCCAAGUUAGAGGCUUUGGCUGAGACUGGUGGGUGGAGGUUUAGUGCGCCCAAGUUGUUUGAUGGAAUGCCUCAACGAAAUCAAGUUAGUAAAUUUGGGAUGGACAGCGUGAGAAAGGUCUUUGACUUGAUGCCAAAAAGAGAUAUUGUUUCCUGGAAUACAGUGAUUGCGGGGAAUGCACAGAAUGGGAUGUAUGAAGAAGCUUUAGCAAUGGUCAAAGAUAUGGGGAGUGCCAACUUGAAGCCUGAUUCUUUCACUUUGUCUAGCGUCCUUCCAGUUUUUGCAGAAUAUGUAGAUGUUAUCAAGGGAAAGGAGAUUCAUGGGUAUGCAAUAAGACAUGGGUUUGAUGCAGAUGUAUUCGUAGGGAGUAGCUUAAUUGACAUGUAUGCAAACUGCAAUCGAAUUAAAGAUUCGCUUCGGGUGUUCAACCUGCUUCCUAAGCAUGAUGCCAUUUCAUGGAACUCAAUCAUUGCAGGUUGUGUGCAGAAUAGUAUGUUUGAUGAAGGACUGAUAUUCUUUCGGCAGAUGCUGAUGGGUAAGAUUAAGCCUGUGCCGGUAUCCUUUUCAAGUACCAUUCCAGCUUGUGCUCACUUGACAACACUUCAUCUAGGGAAGCAGCUCCAUGGAUAUAUAAUUAGGGGCGGAUUUGAGGACAAUGUGUUCGUAGCGAGCUCACUGGUGGACAUGUAUGCCAAAUGUGGUAACAUUAGGAUAGCGAGGUGGAUUUUUGAUAAAAUGGAGCAACAUGACAUGGUGUCAUGGACAGCCAUGAUUAUGGGAUAUGCUUUGCACGGUCAUGCCCCUGAUGCUUUUUCCUCAUUUGAGCAGAUGGAAGGAGAGGCAGUAAAACCUAACUAUGUCUCCUUCAUGGCUGUAUUGACUGCAUGUAGCCAUGCUGGAUUGGUAGACAAAGCUUGGAAGUAUUUUAAUAGUAUGACUAAAAAAUAUGAUAUUGCUCCUGGUAUAGAGCACUACGCUGCUGUUGCAGAUGUUCUUGGUAGAGCUGGAAGGUUGGAGGAAGCUUAUCAGUUUAUCUCUAGCAUGCAUAUAGAACCAACAGGAAGUGUAUGGUUAACAUUGUUGGCUGCUUGUAGAGUUCACAAGAAUGUUGAAUUGGCUGAGAAGGUUGCUGAUAAAAUAUUUACAGUUGAUCCUGAGAACAUGGGAGCUUAUGUGCUGUUGUCAAACGUAUAUUCUGCUGCUAAGAGAUGGAAAGAUGCAGUGAAAGUGAGAACCUGUAUGAGGGAUAAGGGCUUGAAAAAGAAGCCAGCCUGCAGCUGGGUUGAAGUUAAAAACAAGGUUCAUGCUUUUGUGGCAGAAGAUAAAUCCCACCCAUAUUAUGAUCGAAUAAUUGAGGCUCUAGAUGUCAUUUCGGAGCAGAUGGAACGAGAAGGGUAUGUGCCCAACACAAAUGAGGUGCUCCAUGAUGUUGAGGAGGAGCAAAAGAAGUACUUAUUGUACCACCACAGUGAAAGGCUUGCCAUAGCAUUUGGCAUCAUCAGCUCUCCUGCUGGGGCAACAAUUCGAGUAACAAAGAACAUUCGGGUGUGCGUGGACUGCCAUGCAGCAAUAAAAUUUAUGUCGAAGAUCGUCGGGAGAGAGAUGAUUGUCAGGGAUAAUAGCAGGUUUCACCAUUUCAAGGAUGGAGAGUGUUCCUGUGGAGAUUACUGGUGAGAUAAACAAUGAGAUCAUGCCAACUUAAUUAAAGGCAUCUUUUGCCAGACUCGUAGUCAUUGACACAUUUAGGACAAGAGGAGGAAUGUUUAGGGAGCAACUCAAAUUAGGUAGAUUAUUUUUUUGCAGUCAUAAUCUGUACAAAAAAUUGAGU